Molecule: messenger RNA, 1339 nt
Organism: Chlamydomonas reinhardtii
Lineage: Eukaryota; Viridiplantae; Chlorophyta; Chlorophyceae; Chlamydomonadales; Chlamydomonadaceae
Exons: 3
Coding region: 375-965 (196 amino acids)
Source: RefSeq, a predicted model, not a curated record
CAUUUGAAGAUAUCAGUGAUUUUGCUUCUACAGUUGAAGCUGCCCAAUCUCAAAACUCCAUGACCUGCGACCCUCGUGACCCCGACCCAGGCGACUCAAAACCCUUGCUCGCAAACGAAGCUUUAGUAAAAUCCCUUGUUGCAUCACGAUUGCUCAGGCACCUGCGGCGCUUACGAUAAUGUCAGCAGCGUGAACGUUGAAUAAGGAGAACACGCACUACCCAGACAUCCGCACGGGGACCCCCCGGUUAUCCCCCAGUUACUUUGCUGCACCGGAGUAGAGCCAACUCGGGUUCGAGCAGAGCCUAGAAGGUGACUUCGUCGCAGACCUUCUCAACGCCUGCGGCCCGGGAUUGAGGAGCCCGGCGGUGCGGCAUGGGAAACGCGUCAAGUGGGGGCUCGGGCUGGUCGCGUGACCCCACCGCGGCCGGCGGCGACCCGUCUAGGCCCGAGUACUGGAGAGCGCAAGGCGACGCGCAUGCACAGGCGCGCAACGCCGCCUUUGCGGCCAGCAAGGAGGCGUACCGGCGGGGUGACCACGCCCGGGCGGGGCAACUGUCGCGCGAGGGCAAGCAGCACGCGGCACAGUGUGACGAGGCGAACGCGCGAGCGGCGGCGCUAGCGUUGGCACAGCACAACACCGGCCGGAGUCUCGGGGAGCUUGACCUACACGGUCUGAGGGUCAAGGAGGCGAUAGCAGAGGUGGAGAAGGCGAUAGCGGCGGCGCGUGCCUCCAACCCGCCGCAGCAGCGCCUGGUGCUGAUUGUGGGCAAGGGCCUGCACAGCGCGGACGGCGUGCCGAAGCUGAAGCCCGCGAUAGAGGGGCUGGUGCGUCGCCACAACCUGCGUGUGACACCGGGGGUUCCAAACGCGGGGUGUAUUCUGGUGGAGUUUGUCAAACCGAGCGAGCGGGGCUGGGCUGGAGACGUGCUGGCGUGGAUGACGCGGGGCUGCGUGAUCUGCUGAGCUUUCGUGGCAUUUACUUGUACCGCUGAGAAGGAGGUGGACACUGUCUGCAGGAUAUGCAUGUGGGGGCUACCAAAAUAGAUGCAGCGCACUGAGGAAACGGCGCGUGCGUGCGUGAUUGCUGUGGUGUGCGCGCGUACAUCUGUAGUGCACCCCAACUGUCGGCCCAGGGAGUUCCAAAAGUAAUGCAUGAUGAUACUGGCGAAAAAGAAUUUAAGAAUGCGGAUGUUACAGAGGGGACAGUCCCCUCUGAAAAGAAUUUAAGGUCUAUGAAUGCUGGAAUGGGCAGGAUGGUUCGGGGUGGAUCCGUGAGGGGUCCGAGCGGACGGGUUCGUGGCGUGUCAUGGCGGCCGCGAGCUCUAGGAGCCUGAGUC